Messenger RNA from Gopherus evgoodei (Goodes thornscrub tortoise), 3000 nucleotides. Its product is annotated as methylcrotonoyl-CoA carboxylase beta chain, mitochondrial-like. The transcript has 13 exons. Gene Ontology annotation, molecular function: methylcrotonoyl-CoA carboxylase activity. Gene Ontology annotation, cellular component: mitochondrion; methylcrotonoyl-CoA carboxylase complex. NCBI's taxonomy places the organism in Eukaryota, Metazoa, Chordata, Testudines, Testudinidae. The record is from RefSeq and is a predicted model, not a curated record. The coding region runs from base 674 to 2734 and encodes 686 amino acids. Gene Ontology annotation, biological process: L-leucine catabolic process.
UGGGAUUCACAGAGAGGGUACUUACCAAACUGUCAAAUUGUGACACUAUGAAUAGUGAGGGGUAUCACAGAAGCAUGGAUGAGAGUUCAAGUGUGUCACUGAAACACAUAGUGAAAUCCUUCAUGUAAGAUUGAACUGCCUUGGACUGAAUACAAAACAAUGCAAAAAAAAUAAGUGCAACUUAGCUGAUCUGUACUUGAAUUGGCAAGGGGUGAAAUGGAAAAAGGAGACAGAAGGGCAGUGAGUCAGAAUUAAAUAGGGAGAGAAGGGAAGAGGGAACUGAUGGAGAUGGCACAGUGAGAAAUAAGGCAACAAGGAUUUGAGGUGGGAUAAGAGAAGAGAGGACAAAAGAAAACAGACACAGGAAGAGAAAAGGACUCAGAGGAGAACAGAUAAAGAGGAAAAGCAGGUGGAGAUGGAGGUAGAGCCAAAAAACAAAAGGCAUUUUAAUAGCCCAUGCAGAGACCUCUGCAGAUCAGGCCAGGCAAUAAGCAAAAGUGAAGGCUGGCUGGCUGACUUCCUCCGUUACCCAUCCUGAACAUUUGGGAGACUAUCACACAUCUGCUACCAGCUUUGCUGGGGUGAGGGGUCAGUUCAUAGCCGAGCAGGGGGAGAUUAGAGGUAAAGGCUGGGCGGCAGGGCAGCAGGGCACCUGCUCUCUGGGACUCUGUGGAUGGCAUGGUGCUGCCUCUCCCAGAUCUACUAUCAGAGAGAGAGGCAGAGCUCAGAUCCUGCGGCUCCAGGCCCAGGCCCCUGCAGCCAGGCUCCAGGAGAAUCCCCUCAGCUGGGACGAGUACAGGGCCUAUGUCCCACAGCUGACCAGCUAUGGCCCCACCGCCAGAGGACAGCGCGAGCGGACACAGGGGCGGGAUCCUGGCAAGCCAUGUGGAACAAUAUCACUUCAUGCACACUCUGGAGACUCUCUCCUAGCUUCAUGGCUUCAAGAAUCCAAACCUUAACUCCUUUAUUCAUAAGAAAUUAUAAGGACUUCUGCAAAAACAAACAUACAAUAUGGACACUACGAAAUAGUCUCUGCCAGGUUAUGAAAAAGACUGUCCCCACAUUGAAAUGUAAUACGAUUCCCCAUCGUUUUUUAAGUAACAAAGCAAGAUACGGACAGUACACAAAAACCUUCCCUGUUUUAGAUGGAAGUAUCCCUUCUGUAUGUGAACAUGUGUUUGAAGAAAACUUAAGGAAUAGUGAGGCUUGUAUUCAAAGAUAUUCAGAGUUGCUUUGCAAGGUCAGUAAAGGAGGUGGAGAGAAUGCAAUCUUGCGUCAUACCCAAAGGAACAAGAAGUUGCUUGUUCGUGAACGCCUAAGAAUGCUUCUCGAUGAUGAAACUUUUCUUGAGCUGUCCCCUUUUGCAGGGUUUGAUUUGCCAUAUGGUGAUGUUCCUGCAGCUGGAUGCCUCACUGGAGUUGGAAAGAUCUGUGGAGUCUGGUGUGUCUUUAUGGCAAAUGACGCAACAGUUAAAGGCGGGACCAUUUAUCCCAUUUCAGUGAAGAAACAGCUAAGAGCUCAACAAAUAGCAGUUCAAAACAGACUUUUAUCGGUAUAUCUAGUUGACAGCGGGGGAGCAUUCCUACCACUACAGGCAGAACUCUUUCCUGACCAGUCUCAUGGUGGCCGAGUAUUCUACAAUGAGGCAAUAAUGUCUGCUAUGAAAAUCCCUCAGGUGGCGGUGGUGUGUGGUUCUUGUACAGCUGGGGGUGCCUACGUUCCCACCAGGGCACAGGAAACUGUGAUUGAAGACAAAAUUGGUAGUAUGUUUCUUGCUGGCCCCCCUUUGGUUAAAGCAGCCACAGGAGAAGAUAUCUCUCCUGAGGACCUAGGAGGAGCCAGUAUGCACUCUAAAGUCAGUGGCUGUGUUGACCAUUUUGCAUCUUCAGAAAAGGAAGCAUAUGAAUGUGUUAGAAAUAUUAUCUUGACGCUAAAUUAUGAACUUCCACCAGAGGAAACUUUAGAGUAUGAUGAUCCUCUGUACAGUGCUGAAGAGCUUCUGGGGCUUGCACCACGAGGUUAUAGCUAUACUCUACAUAUAAAACCGAUUUUGAGCCGUCUGAUAGAUGGAAGCAGGUUCCAAGAAUUCAAAGCUGAAUAUGGAACAACAUUAGUAACAGGAUUUGCCCAUAUGGAAGGACACCUUGUUGGGAUAGUGGCUAACAAUGGUGAGCUGACUCAUGAUGCUUCUCUAAAGGGCAGCCACUUUGUACAGCUGUGUAGUCAGCGAAGCAUUCCCAUCCUGUUUCUCCAGAAUACUGCUCCACAUGCACCAGAGCCAACAAGUCUCUCACAGGCAGAGGAUCACACCAAUAGAUUAAAGGCACAGGCCUCUAUGAUGGCUGCAGUUGCUUGUGCUGCUGUGCCCAAGAUAACCCUUGUAAUUGGUGGCUGUUACGGGAAUGAAAGUUAUGCCAUGUGUGGGAGGUCAUUUGAUCCAAACUUCCUGUUCCUGUGGCCUAAUGCAAGAGUUGCCCUUGUGGAUUCAAAACAUAUUUCCACAUUCCCACAAGCUAGAGAUGACGACUGCACAGGAGAUGACUCAGAGUUAAUGCAUCUAAAAGAAAAGCUAGAGGAAGAAAGCAGUGCAUUUCACUCCUCUGCUCGACUCUGGGAUGAUGGCAUAAUACUGCCACAGAAUUCUAGGAAGGUGAUUGCACAGUGCUUAACGAUUAUGAAACAGCAGAAGUACCAGAUCGCAUCUCUGCAACACAACCCUGUUAUCAGACUGUAAUCAAACUACCAUUUGCAAAUAAUUGGAUUUUUAAGAAUGCCAACAUACAAUUUUUUUAAAUGGAAGUGAUUUUCUAACAGUUUGAUACCUUUAGUAUAACUUGAAUUAGUACUAGAAACUGUCAAUAUACGAAAAGGAAGCUCAGAUUUCAGGCUGUUUGGAUUAGGUUUGUAUUUUGAUCCCUCUUGCGCUAGCAAAUUUGAAAAUUAUAUUGUAUGAAAAGAAAAAAGAAAAUGCAAUUAAUAAACUUUUGGAUUUUGACACUU